UCCCUCACAUGAUCAAAAGUUUUCUGAUGUGAGGACUGUUACUGUAACGGUUAAAAUUAAUAUUUCGAAUCGAAAGAUUUCUUUUUACUUGAGCAGUUGAAUGAUUGAGAUUAAUAUAUGUUCAGUUUAUGAGUUCUUAUAAUUAUAGAAGUAUAAAUAGGAUAUACAUAUAAAAUUGCAAUAUCGUGACAGAUCAGAAUCCUUACUGAAGCCUUAAAUACUGAAUAAACUUGCUAUCUUUUAAUAGAGAUUAUUACAGGUUAUCAACAUACUCUGACGUGGAUUAGAGAAGGAAGAAAAAUUUAUGGUGAGUAUGUAUUGUGUUAACCGUAUUAUCAAUACACGUUUGAAAGUAUUAAAAAUUUCGAUAAUUUUAGCAUGUUGCGUUAUGCUUUAUGCAUUUAUCUUACCAAAGUUUUCAAGAGUCGUGUAUUCAAUGACAGAUGAAAAAAAUAACAGGGACAAACAUCACCUUGCUGUGGUUGUGCCUUUUCGGAAUGCAUUUGAGGAGUUACUUCAAUUUGCUCCUCAUAUUCAUAAUUUUUUAAAUCAACAAAGAAUCCCUCAUUCAAUACAUGUAAUUAAUCAAGCAGACAAGUAUCGCUUCAAUCGAGGAUCUCUGAUAAAUGUGGGAUAUCAACUAACUCGCCACAUUUGUGACUACUUUGCAAUGCAUGACGUUGACUUGUUACCAUUAAAUCCAAAACUAAGUUACAGAUAUCCUGGAAAUGGACCAUUUCACAUUGCUUCUCCUGAACUGCAUCCCAUCUACCAAUAUUCAACAUUUGUGGGUGGAAUUCUCAUACUAACAAAUGAACACUUUGAACUUGUUAAUGGUUUAUCUAAUCGAUAUUGGGGGUGGGGUAAGGAAGAUGAUGAUUUCUACGAAAGAAUACGUGAUGCCAAUCUUAACCUAAGCCGGCCUAACAACGUGGGUAGUGGAAUGUAUAAUACUUUUCACCAUAUUCAUGAUUCUUCGGAACGAAUUCGCGACAAAAGUGUUUACGGUGAAAUUGAAUCCGAGUUGAAAAGAGGUAGGUCUUCAAGAGGCCUUGAUGAUGUACAAUACCUUUUACUUAAGACUCACUAUUUAGUCAUUAAUCAAGUCCCUGUUGUAAUGCAUGUUGUGAAACUAACUUGCAAUAUAACUUUGACUCCUUGGUGCGAAGCUGGAUAUGAAGACCUCAAAGAUUAAUGGCGGUUUUAAAAGGCUUCUUAACCAUUAAUGUGCAUAAACUCCUAAUUUGCUAUUUCAUGUACACAAACUUGAAAGUUGAAAGUAGUAAUGAAAGAUAUAAGUACUAUGAAGAAUACUGUUUGCUUACCUCAGUUCUCACGUCCACCAUGCAUUUCUUUAAUUUAAAUGAAUUAAUGUUUCCUUUGAAUAAAAUUUGUUU
This is a messenger RNA of Parasteatoda tepidariorum (common house spider), 1397 nucleotides long. RefSeq names its product beta-1,4-galactosyltransferase 7 pseudogene. The record is from RefSeq and is a predicted model, not a curated record. Lineage: Eukaryota; Metazoa; Arthropoda; Arachnida; Araneae; Theridiidae.